Rubroshorea leprosula is the source of this 1127-nucleotide messenger RNA. The record is from the annotation of a GenBank genome assembly. Lineage: Eukaryota; Viridiplantae; Streptophyta; Magnoliopsida; Malvales; Dipterocarpaceae.
GGUGGGGAGUUCGUCGUACCUGGCUAAGAACGGCAUUCAAUCCAUUCGAGCUUCUACGACCUCAUCUGGACCGCUGCCUACUAAGAAAAGGGUGGAUGAGAGUGAAAACUUGACUCUGGAUGGCAUAAGGCGUUCUUUAAUUCGACAGGAGGACAGCAUAAUAUUUUGCCUUCUAGAGAGGGCUAAAUAUUGUUAUAAUGCAGAUACAUAUGAUCCCAAUGCUUUCUCAAUGGAUGGGUUCCAUGGCUGUUUGGUGGAGUAUAUGGUCCAAGAGACUGAGAAGCUUCAUGCUCGGGUUGGCAGAUACAAGAGCCCAGAUGAGCAUCCUUUCUUCCCCAAUCAGCUACCCGAGCCUCUACUGCCUCCCAUGCAGUAUCCACAGGUACUGCAUCCCUGUGCUGACUCAAUUAAUCUCAACAAAAAAGUCUGGGAUCUGUACUUAAGAGAUAUCAUUCCGAGACUUGUAAAGACUGGCAAUGAUGGCAAUUGUGGAUCGACUGCUGUUUGCGACACAAUGUGUCUGCAGACUCUAUCAAAAAGGAUUCACUACGGCAAAUUUGUAGCAGAGGCUAAAUUCCGAGCAGCUCCUAAUGACUAUAUAGCAGCUAUUAAAGCUCAGGACAGUGACAAACUGAUGGAAAUGCUGACAUACCCUGUAGUUGAAGAGGCAAUCAAGCUGAGGGUGGAAAUCAAGGCCAAAACUUUUGGGAUGGAAAUCACUGUGGGGAAGCCACAAGAUGAUGCAGAUCCAGUGUACAAGAUAAAACCAAGCCUGGUUGCUGAUCUUUAUGGGGAGUGGAUUAUGCCUAUGACAAAGGAAGUUCAAGUUGAGUACUUACUCAGGAGGUUGGACUGAAAGCAGUUUGGUUCACUUAAUGAAAUGCAGCUUAUAAACUCCUGUUGAUUUGCUUUUGUUCUGUAGUUUUUCUUUAUAAGAGGAAAGAAAACAUUAUCAAUGGGGUUUAUCAAAAUACAGUAGCUCUUUGUUUUACUAGGUAGUCCCCACUUUUCUCAAAUUACCUUCCAACCGUGUAUCUCAGCCAAUGUUUCUUGCAGAAUGAACUGAAGCUGAAAAAUAUUGAACUUUUAUCUGAACCAUGAACAUGGGGCUCCAAUUUUUGAAAAAU